AUGGCCUCCGGUGAGAAUGGUUUUGCAUAUUAUUGCUACCUUUGCAUCGCUUGGAUUGCCAUUACCCUUGUGGUGCAACUCUUCAUCAAAACAUGCACCAGCUUUUGUGCCAAGACUCGCCACCCACCAAGCCCUCCAGCCCUACCCAUCAUUGGCCACCUUCACCUGUUAAGCUCAAAGUUACCGAAUUCCCUCAAAACACUUGCUAGCAGAUAUGGCCCCCUCAUGCAAAUACGUUUUGGAUCAAUACCUAUUUAUGUUGUAUCCGAUGCCAAAACAGCCAGGGAGAUGUUGAAAAUCAAUGAUGUUGAUUUUGCAUCAAAAUAUACACUCGGUUUUGGUCUCUCAAAAUUUGACAUUUACGAUGGAUAUACUUUCUUCAAUGCCCAAUAUGGUCCAUAUUGGCGGUUCAUGAAGAAGCUAUGCAUGACCAAACUAUUCGCUGGCUCCCAGCUUGAUCGAUUCAUUCAUAUCCGAGAGCAAGAGACGUUGAAGCUUUUAAAAUCACUGGUGGAAAAAUCAAGAGAAGGGAAGCCAUGCGAUUUAGGUGAAGAGCUAUCAGCCUUCUCGAGUAAUAUAAUUUGUAGGAUGGCGAUAGGAAACAGAUGCAUGGAUAACCCUAAUUUACCCUUAGAAAUAAGGACUUUGGUAGGGGACAUAAUGAAAAAUGCAGCAAAGUUUAGUUUCACUGAUGUUUUUGGUCCAUUGAACAGAUUUGACCUUUCAGGAAAAGGGAAAAGGCUUGUAUCAGCGACUAGGAAGUAUGACAAGCUGCUGGAGCAACUGAUGAAGGAAUAUGAAGACAAUUUUGAUAAGUUGAUCAACAGUACUUGUGACAAAAAAGAGAAAGACGUGAUGGACAUUUUAAUGGAGACAUAUAAAGACACGAACGCUGAAUUGAAGUUAACAAGGAUGCAUAUAAAGAAGUUCUUCCUAGAAAUUUUUUUCGCGGGUGUGGAAUCGAUCGCAACAUCCUUGCAAUCUACCAUUGUAGAGUUAAUAAACAACCCCACUGUGUUUAUGAAGCUUAGGGAGGAAAUUCAUUCUGUUGUUGGGUCUAAUUAUAGGCUAGUCAAAGAAUCAGACGUCCCAAGCCUUCCUUUCUUACAAGCAGUUGUGAAGGAAACCCUAAGGUUAAGAGGAACCUUGCGAGCAAGGCAGUGCAACGUAGAUACCAAGAUCAAUGGCUAUGACAUUAAAGCUGGCACUAGAAUCCUCAUCAACGCCUAUGCUAUAAUGCGAGACCCGAGUACGUGGGAGAAGCCAGAUGAAUUCUUGCCGGAGAGGUUCUUGGCCAAUAAUUCGAUUGACACCAAUAAUAUUGAUCAUCGUUCAACAUGGAGCUUCAAGGGGGAUAGAGAUUUUCAUUUCCAGCCAUUUGGUAGUGGAAGGAGAGCAUGCAUUGGUGCAUCCCAUGGUUUGAUUGUCACGCACGCGACGAUAGGUGCCCUCGUACAAUGCUUUGAUUGGGAAGUGAAAGAUGCUGACAAGAUUGUGAACAGAGUGGCGACAGGAUACUCAGGAUCAAGGGCAUUGCCUCUUGCGUGCUAUCCCAUCACCCGUUUCGAUCCCACUAAGGCUUAA
Molecule: messenger RNA, 1584 nt
Organism: Dovyalis caffra
Lineage: Eukaryota; Viridiplantae; Streptophyta; Magnoliopsida; Malpighiales; Salicaceae
Source: the annotation of a GenBank genome assembly